AUUCAACGUCAUGGAAUUAGAAUUGGUGCAUGAUGCUUAUAAAAAAGAGUUAGAACGGGUAUGUGAAAAGCACCAAAUUGAACUAGAUGAAAAUGAACAACGACAUCGAAAUGAGAUACAACGUUUGUGUGCUGAAAAUGCAUCUGAAAUAUCUAAUCUCAAAUUGACUCUUAAAUCUUUAUUUGAAACUGAGUUGGUAAAAAUUAAGAAUAAUCAUGAACAUGAGAUUUGUGAAUUAAAAGAACAAUUUGAGAAACGUUUAAAUGACCUUAAAGAUUGUGACUUGGAUACAUUAACAAAACGUAUUGAAGAUGAUAUAACAAAAACCCAUGCAAAACAUAAGAAAAUAGUUUCAUAUUUAGUAAAUGAAAUAUACAAACUUAAAAAAACGAUAAUAAAUUCUUCUUUUGAUGAUGUUGAUCGGUUUUCGUCUAUAGAUUCCUUUGAUCCAAAGUUGUUUCAAAACAAUCUAAAUGGACAUGAUGCAGAUAUUGAAACUUCAGACUAUGUAUUAUCCCAGGACAGUAUUGAUAUGCAAAUCAAAGAUCUUGAAGACAUCGUGCAAGAGAGAGAUGAUUUGCGUUCGGUAGCAACUACCCUCCGUCAAUUAUCCAAAUACUUAUGCUCUUUUCUACUAACUAAACAAGAAGAAUUAAACAACUCAAUUGUAGAGCGUAUGAAUGGGAUGAAAUGUGGUGGAGUUUUAGAAGGUGGUGGUGAUAGGUAUGGCAUUGAAUCUACUGAUAAUUGUGAAAAACCUGUUAAUGAAAUGAGAAGUCCAAGAAGAGUACAUUUCAUACCAAACAUUGAGGAGAUUGUAUCAUUAAUUGAUGAACAUUCUGUAUUAGCUGAUUUUACUACUGAAGGAACUAGUGAAGAUCACAAUCAUUUAGAAUUAAAUUCAUGUUUGAAGAAGCUAAAUGAUGAAGCUGCUGCAUUAUCUGAUGUAAUAAAUAAUGAACAACAAUUUCUAAGUAUAAAUUCAGAUGAUAUAUGUUACAUUAGAUAUUUUGAUAAAAAAAUUGAAAAUUAUAAAAAAGAGCUUGAAAAACAGAGAUCAGAAUAUAAAAAAUUAUUUAUGGAAAAUUCUGCACUUGAACAAGAAAAUGUAUCAUUAAAGGAGCAACUUGAAAAAGAAAGUUCUGAUGUUAAUGAUAAAAAACAGUAUAAUGAUAUUGACAAUGAAAAUUUAAUAUUAUUGAAAAAAAAAGCACAAGAAUUAAUUAAAAAUUACAAUGAUUGGCCUAAUUUACAAAUUAUAUUUGACGAGUUUUCUGCCGAAUAUAACAAAAUCAUUGAAAACAUAAAAAAUGAUAAAGAUGAUCUUGCUCAACAAUUAGAUGUAGCAGAUAGGCGACUUAAGUCAUCACAAAAGUUCAUAAAAGAUCAAAUUGCUGAACGUGAAGUUGAAAGAGAAGAAUUUGAUAGUAAAUUGGAGACAUUAAAAUUCCAAUUGAAAGAAAAAGAAAGGGAAUCACUGGAUACUGAAGAUCUUAGAUCACAUACUGAACAAGUGGUGACUGAGGCUGAAGAGCGGUACAUUAAGUUAGAGAAUAGAUGUUUAAGAACUGAAGAACUAUUAAAUACUUCCAAACUUGAGGUACUAUCAUUAAAGAAUAUUAUUCUUAACCAGGAGACCAGAAUAGAAAAUUUGAUAAAAAAUGAAAUUUCUCAAAAAAAUUCAAUUAAUCAACUAACAAAUAUGUUAGAAGAGGAACAAAAUAAUCAACAAGAUAUGCUUACUGAAUUAAACCGAUUGAAAAAUUUAUUAGAAGAACAAAUUCAAAAUGAUGGUCAUGAAUUUGCUGAUAUUGAGAUUGUUAUUAAUAAAAUAAGAUUGCAGUUAAAAGAUGUUGAAAAAACCAUUUCUAAGCGAAUCAAAGAUCUUGAUACUUUUUGGGUUACUGAAGAAUGCGGUUCACCAAUGUCUGAAGAUAUAUCUGUAGCAGAACGUUGUGAACUACCCAAUAAAAUAAGUAUUGAGAAAAAUAGUUCUCCUGCUCGUAUAGUUGCAACUUUAGAUGAUGUAUUCAUUAGAUUACAAGAGCGUUUAAACAGGCUUUUUAAAUCAGAAGAUGCUAUUUUUAAGCAUGAAUCAGAUCAACAAAACAUAGUUAAUAAGCUCAAUAAACAAGUUAAAAGUUUAGAAUCUGAAGUAGAUAUGUUGAGAACAAGAUUAGCCGAAAAAAGUGAUCAAUUAAUUACUGCUAAAAUGAAAAUUGAUGAACUUAGAGUAUUAAAAAAUGACAAUGUUCAUUUGGCUACCUCACAGUUACAAGAAAAACUUCAAAAAAUUACUAUAGAAAACAAGCAAUGCUCUCAAAUUAUGGAAGAACAAAAUCAUGAGAUAAGAACUUUGAAAGAUUCAACAAAAUAUUUUAAGAAUAUGUUAUCUGCUUAUGAAACAAAACUUGCCGAAAAAGAAAAUAUUGAUCCUAAUACAUUUAAUAAUCUCGAGUCAAAAGUUGUACAUCUUGCUGAAGAAAACAUUAGUUUACAAAUUAAUUUAGCCAGUAAAAUAUCUGAAAUAGAAGCAUUAUCUAACCAGCUUAAUAGUUUACAAAAUACAGAGUUGACUAAAAAUGACGGGAAUACACAAAAUCAUAGUGUUUCUAAAAGCAUUGGGACGGACAUGCACAUAAGUGAAAAUGAACAAAUGCGCCGAGCAAUUCCUAAUGAAUCUAAUACUUUACCUUCUUUACAAAUGUCUUAUCAUCAUCAAGAUAUUUCUAUGCGUGAGCCAUCAAUUAUAAAUUUAAGUCUUCCCUCUCAGAUUACUAAGGACAAUACAAAUAUCCACAGUUCUAUAUCAGAGGAGUUGAAAUCGGCACUAGCCAAUACAAAAUUGGAGUUGGAAGAAAAAAAUGCUUUGAUAAAAGUAAUGGAAAAGGAUACAGAACUUAUGGAUCAACAACUUAAAGAACUUAAAGAAUCUAUAAAAACAUUGACUUUUGAAAAAAAUGCUCUCGAAAAUCAUAAUCAUACUUUAAUAGAAAAUGAAACAUUAUUAACAGACAAGUUAAACGAUGCAUUAACACAUCUUGAUAAAAAGCAAGAAACAUUGUCUGAACUUGAAACAUUAGGUGUAAAGUUGAGAGCUGAAAUUCAACCAUUAGUUUAUAUGAAAGAUGUUUUGGAAAAAAAAAUCUCUGCAUUUAAAGAUUGUAAUAAAAUACAAUCAGAGAGGAUAGAUUGUUUAGAAAACAUUAAUAGUGAACUUUUAAAUGAAUGUGAUAACUUAAAAAAAAAUCAAAAGGAUUUAGAAGAAAUUAAGUCUAUACAACAGGAUAAUUGGACAUUAAAAAAUGAACUAUUAAAUAAUGAAAAGUUCAAAGUAGAAGUUAAUGAAAAGUUGGAGAAAUUGAAAAAUGAGAAUGAUGUAUUGAAAAGUAAAAAUCUAGCGCUGAUAGAUGAUAUUGAAAAUUUAAAAUUGGAUAAAUAUCGCUUAAAAAAUGAAUUAGAAAAGAAUGAAGAGUUGCAUGCUGAUGAGUUAGUUGGAUAUCAAAAUUUAUUAGCUGAAGAACAGAACAAAAAACAUCAAAUUAACAUGGAAUUAUUGAAAACUAUUGAAGAAUUAACAAUUCAAGCUUCAGAACAACAUCAAUUGAUGUCUGGUAUACAAGAGAACAAGGAAUUGGAAGUGACAUGUACAUUUUCAGAUUUUAGUUCAGAAAACUUUACUCCUAAUUUGAGUAACCAAACUAAAGAUAGAAUAAAAGCUCUUGAAAUUGAUCUUGAAAAUGAGCGGAAAAAAACUUAUGGAUAUAAAAUAAAUAUUGAAAAUAAAGAUGCUGAAAUCGAGCAAUUAAAUAUUAUAAAAAGAUGUCAAGAACUAAAAAUUACUGAUUAUAUGCAUAGAAUAAAAGUUGAGUUGGAAACAAAUACAAAACUGGAAUUAAAUUUGGCUAAAUUAGAAAAUCAUAUCAAAGAAUUAGAGAACAAAAUUGAAAUAUUCAAAGCCAAAGAUCUAUGUCAAACAAAUGAUAAUUUAGUAGAGAAACUGGAAAAUGAUUUAGUAAAAGUAUUAGAUACAAAUGAAAUGUUAGAUAAAGAAUUAACUAGAAUUUUAGACAUAAAAGAAGAAACUGAUCAACACUUAAUCGAAGCCUAUAAAAAAAUUGCUGAGCUUGAAACUCAAAAAAACCAAAUUUCACUUUUAUUGGAACAACUAGACAGUAAAAAUCAAAUGAUUGAGACAUUUAAACAUCAACUGGAUAAUGCAGAUAUUGUAAUAAAAGAUCAACAAGCAAAAAGUGAUAAAGAUAAACGAUUAUUAGAACUAAAGCUUUUAGACUUAAAUAAAGAACUUAAGGAGAGUAAACAAAAAUAUCAAGAAAUAGUAAAUGAUUUUGAAAUUAUGAAACACUAUGUAACUAAGAAAAAAAAAAAAACUGAAGAGAUUUCUGAAAAAAAUGAUAACAUGGAAUCACAGUUGAACAUGGCGGAAAAAACUGCAACUGAAUGGCAAAAAAAAUAUAAUGAUUUGCUAAAUGAGAACUGUGAAAUAAAACUCAAAUUUGAAAUCUUGGAUGCUGAAUGUGGACAUUUGCAAAACAAAAUUACAGAGUUGCAACACAAGCUUACCUUAAGUGAUCACUAUAAAAACAGAUUGAUGAUUGAUAUUCAGGACAUAACUACACCUGCAGACUUGGAACUAAAACAUUCAAAAUUGAUUCUCAAUUUAGAAACCGAAAAUGUGUUAAUAACUAAGAAACUAACAGAGACCCGAGAAAAGUACAAUAAGUGUAGAGCUCAUCUAGAAGAUAUAAAAACUAUGUUGACUAGUCAGAAUUUAAAAAAUAUUGCCCAGGCAAAUGUGGAACUUUGUAACACAAGAGACAAAUUACAAAAUGAGGUUAUGGAAUUAAAAUGUUGUGUUCAAGAUUUAAAUAGAAAAUUAUUGGAAAAAAAGGUUGAAAACCAUUGGCCUGUAGAUGGUAAUCAGCGCAUUACACGAGUAGAAGCUCUCUACCAUUCGUUGGUUUGGCAAAAGAUGUACCUAGUAAAGUUGGCCAGAGGCAAAGACAAGUUGCUCAGAUUUAUCAUUCAAGAAUGGCCUGACUUAGAUAAUAGUAUUGUCAAAACUAUGAUGCAAAGAAUAUGUGCCAAAAGAAAGAUGUCCAAGUUUAAAAUCGUUGCUAUUAGUUUAAUAGCAAUUAAUCGUAUGAGACUGAUAGCUGUGAAACAAGUACAACCCAAAAUUGAUCUCACACAGUCUCAACUUAAUCUAACACAUUACAAUUUACCAAAAAAAAUGCCAUGGAUUAAGUGUUAAUUAAUAUGAUGUUUCUCAUAUGUUGCCAUUAAAAUUAGUAGAUUUAUAUGCAUACAUAUAAUUUUAUUGUAGUUAGGUACUAUUUAUUUUGUAUGUAUUGAUCAUUUUUAAAUAUUUAGCAUAGGAUUUUUACGUGUAACUUAUCAUACAUAUUUCUUUAUUGUGAUAUUCUUAAUAACUAGUAAAUAAUAUUUUUAAA
Molecule: messenger RNA, 5474 nt
Organism: Diuraphis noxia (Russian wheat aphid)
Lineage: Eukaryota; Metazoa; Arthropoda; Insecta; Hemiptera; Aphididae
Source: RefSeq, a predicted model, not a curated record